Molecule: messenger RNA, 5454 nt
Organism: Cavenderia fasciculata
Lineage: Eukaryota; Evosea; Eumycetozoa; Acytosteliales; Cavenderiaceae
Product: EGF-like domain-containing protein
Exons: 9
Coding region: 1-5454 (1817 amino acids)
Biological process (GO): sexual reproduction
Source: RefSeq, a predicted model, not a curated record
AUGAAUCACGAGGACGAGAACCAACUGUUAAACAGUAUUAUUCAUUCGAGAAUACAAUUAGAAAGAGGAUUGGUUUCAAUCUUUCACUAUUUUUUAAAUCAUUCUAAUCAACAUAUUAGAAAUGAAUCGGCAUUAUGUAUAUUAAAUAUAUCUUCACAUUUUGGAUAUUCCAAUAAACUGGUGGAAGAAGGCGUACUCGAGAGCCUGAUCAAGUUAUUUCACAAGGAAUCAUCCGCCAUGUUUGGUGCUGGUACAAGUGUAUCGGUGCAGGUGGAUGCCGACCAGCAUCAGAUGAUGAUUGUAUUUAUCGAUUAUAUUAUAUCGAUUCUGUCAAAUGUGGCUGCUGAAGAACCAAUAUAUAGAGAUGAGAUGGUAGUUAUGGGAGUUGCUUCGCGUCACACAGACAUCCUUUUACGUGCAGUCGAACGAUACCAAGGUACUGUCACACAAGACUUGUUACUCGAGUUGAUCCAGGAUUGCACAAGUUUUAUGGCUGCCCUUUCUAUCACAUCCAACAACAUUGUUGGUGUGUUACCAUUAGUACCUUCAAUCAAAGCAUCACUCUUUUUUAAUGAUGAGAUGGUAUUACAGAAUGCACUACGUUCAUUUAUUCUUAUUAAUGGAAAUACACAACUCACCAGUCACGCAACAUCAUCAUCAUCCUUAUCAUCAUCAUCUAACCCAUUCAAUCUAUCAUUUAAUCCAUCAGAUUUUGAUAUGAUUAAACUUAUCAACACAACCAUCACAUCACCUGUAAAUAUUGUAUCUAGAUUAUUAUUCUUAAUUGAACAGUUUUAUUUCCAACAACAAAAUCAACAUCAUCAACAACAUCAUCAACAACAACAAACUAGUGUAGAUUACUUGACAUUAGAAUUGUUAUUAUCUAGUUUAUCAACCACUCUUUUCUAUUUUAAUCGUAACAAUAAUAAUAGCAACACCCAAUUCCUAGUCAAUACAUUAAAGAUGGUUUCACAAAUCAUCAUUAAUGAACCAAAUAAUGACAUUGUAGAUAUAUCUUGUAAAUUACUUUACCAACUUGUCGAAAUCACUUUGACUAUCAACACCAACAUUCACACUGUUAUUAAUCUUUCAACACUAUUAAAUUCAGUGUUGUCAAGAGACUAUUACAGCCACAACAUUGUAUAUUUGAUUGAAUUCUUUUUAAACCAAAAACUAAUUAUCGGACACCAGUUGGACCAUGCCAUUGGACAUCUCAUACAAUCACUGUCGUACCAUCUUGCUAUCGACCACCAAGACACUUGUAAUUAUAUCCUGUUGGUCAUUGACAGGUUGGUCGAAAACCAAGGACACCUCUUUAAGGAUGUCUACACUUGUCGUCCAACCAUCCUCAACCAACAAUUAUCAACCAUUCUCCAACAAUAUAUUAAUAAUAGUCAUAACAAUAAUAAUAACAGUAAUAAUAAUAAUGAAACAACCACGACCAUCUUGAAUGCAACAGAGACAUGUCACUUUUUUGUUGAUAGCGCGCCAACACCCAAUAUUAGUGGUAUGGUAUACAAUAAACCAUCGACUCAAUAUGUAGGAGCAUUAUCACAGUCUUGUAAUUGGACAGUUUCAUUUGGACUUGUUGACCCGAUGGGUCUACCAAUGACCAAUGUCUUGUUUGGUGCAGUCAAUGCACAGUCUUCACAAGAUGCAUAUGGUUCAACAUACUAUUAUGCAAUGGUCUAUCUUACACCCGAUGCAAGUAAUAGUACUGCAUCUCUAAAGAUUUCAGUUUCUGUCACUACUAGUGUUGGUACUACUAUCAUUAAUACAACUGGUUUAUUAAUGUGUAUAUUAUCUACAACUGAUCCAGCAAAUGCAUUUACUGUAUCACCUCCAUUCUAUGAUCCACUUAAAAAUAAGAUAGUUGUAUAUGCUACAACUACAACUUUGGCAACACCCGAUAAUAUAUGUGUAUCGUCAACUUGUAGUCCUUGGAGAGUGAUUGCCGAUCACUCUGCAUCGAGGUUGACAAGAGAAAGAAUCUACGAGUUGACAUUCAUGACAUCAUCAUCCGUCCUUGAUAAUAAUGUAUCACUCUUUGGCAAAUCAACCAUCAUUCCACCUAUAUUUAAUUAUAUUGUCUUACCAACUGUUUUAUGGGCAACUUUAACAGUUUCAUUUAGUGGAAUAGUAGGUGGAAUGGUAGAGAUGUAUGUUAAAGUAGAGAUGAGUGCUCCAUCAGUACUCUAUGCCUAUCCAACCUCUAAAUUCUUCCCAUAUGAAGGUACAAGAACCAAUGGAACCUAUCUCUACUACUUUUACACUACCGAUGAUUCCCCACAUCUAUGUCCAUUUAGAUCUGAGGGUACUUCAAAUUACCCAAACAAAAUGUUAACUUUAACUUUUUCUCUUGAACCAGUAUAUUAUUUUAUUGAUAGUGAAAUGAUUAUUGUUAAUUCAGUCAAACCACAAUCUAGUUUGGUGUCGGUUAAAGCCAAUAAGAAUGUUUCACCAACUCAUUUAACCAUGACAUAUGAUACACAGACCUUUAGUAGAUAUAUUUUACACACAUUCCCAUUCUCUUAUGGAGCUGGUCGUUCUGAUCUCUAUGUUUCCACACUUUCAUUGAUUGCUCCAUCAUUCUAUCAAUAUUCUCCAAUGUCUGUAGUUAUAACUACUGUCAAUGCAUCUCAAUCUGCAGAUGCUGUUAUACAAUCUGCAAAUCAAGAUAUAAUAAUACCACAAUUACUAGCAAUUAAUUAUGAAAUGUUGGAUUAUAAUACUGGUAUUAUAAAGAUGCAUGUAUCAGAUGUUGGAUCGGGUGUGUACAAGAUAUCAAUUGUUGGAAAUGAUUUGACGAUUAAUGAUUUGUUGAAUGGAACGGUUCGGUUGGGAUGGUAUGCAAAGACAAUCACAUUUGAUCAAUUUGAUCAAAACGUUGCUAUUACCAUCGAGGAUAUGGCAGGUAAUGUUAGAAUGCAUCAGAUGGGAACUUUGUUUGUCGACGAGAACAAGGUACUACAGACCAUUCCAAACAUUUACGAAAUCUCACGUGUUGAUGCUUUAAACAUUAUUGAUUUUACGUAUAUGGCUACUCAGGUCGACGUCACCACAAAGACUCAAUUGUUUUGGAUUGCAUUUAAUCUAAAGUUUGCUCCAUUCCCUUUGGAUCGAUGGACUCCACAAGUACUCCUCCAAGGGUACGGUAUGGCCACACAAAGAAAGAUAGUGUAUGGAAAGUAUGCCGACGCAUACUAUGUCAGAUGGGAGAUCCCCGUUGGAACGAUUCCAGGUGAAAUGUUCCCAUUCAUGUUGAUCAAUCGAGAUAUUACAUCUCAACUACUGCAACAACGUACUACUGAUGUUGGAAUGACUACACCGCUGAUUAUCAAUACUGGAUACACCGAGUCGAUCGGACCAAAGAUAUCAAUCAAUGCAACCACCACUACCACCUACACCAUCCCACAGGGUAACGGUGGUAUCAUCAGUUGGACUGGUCAAAUAUACGGUCGAUUGUUUAAAGAGGGUAGUGUCGUCAUCCAAUCUUCUAUCGAUCCACUGCCAUACGAAAUGACUAUCAACCCAGACCCCUCUAACCAAUUCAUCCUAACUAUUCCCAUUGCCAGCAACUGUAGAGACCAAAACUUUACGAUCACUCGUCUCCAAGUAACAACGAUCGUCGAUGAAGUAUUGGUGUAUGAUUAUUACGGAACGUCAGACUCAUUUAACCCACUCAAGAAUGCACAGGUCAUUACAAUCAUGUGUACAUUGGUCGAUGAUACUGAGCCACCCGUACUCGACUUUUGGAAUGUGACAGAGGUCGUUCCACGAUACCGUUACAUAGUCAACUUUAGAGUCAAAGAGAUUGGUAUCUCUGGUAUUGCAUCUCGACACAAUCCAGUUGUCUAUGCACUCAAUAGUGUCAAGCAACUUCUCGCCUUUGAUUCGGUGCGCUCUGGCAGCGAUGGGUUCUUGAGCAACUACCAAGCAGUUGUUGAACUACCGUAUGGGUAUGCCCUCGGAGGUGGGUUUGCACUCUCCAUCUAUGGUCUUGUUGAUAAUACCAUCAACUUUAAUGGGUACUCGACCGAUGAUCUCAUUGCAGAGGGGUACAAUGCAUUCUUUUCAAUGGCCGAUGUUUUGGAUCCCGUUAUAUCAUCGGUCGGCACCCUUGUACAAGAUUCAAAGGGUGUUGGAAGACUGGUUGUAAAGGGUGAUGGAUUUGGGUCACCAUUACAGCUGGCAACGGUCAAGGGUAUUAUAACGUGUGAUGGAGGUGCUGUCAUUCCCGUACCUGCUAUCGAGACACUCCCCUAUCAACUGACACUGUAUGUGUCUCGACCACUCACAUCGGCACAGUGUACCGUUGCUAUCCUCGUCGACGGGUCUCGUAUGUCUGGUGCCACCACCUUUAACGUCUCUACCUACACACCCCCACCCGUUGUCACACUGUGUCCUGGUAACUGUAACAGCCGAGGUAACUGUACAACCACCGGGUGUGUCUGCACACCACCCUACAUUGGUUCUGAUUGUCUCGGUCAAUCUGACAACUCUACCAAAACAGUAAUCGACCAAAACGUCCCCACAACCAACUUCCAAACCAAUCAAACUACCCCUAAUAAUGGUGGUACUACAAGUACUACUGGAUCAACAACUGGAGGAGGAGGUACAACCAACACUACAACAUCACUUACAACUACCAUUUCAUUGGUUGAAAUUGUUGAAAUGGAUUUAGACGACAAUACAGUCAUAUCUUAUAGUCAGUUGAAUUGGACGUCUUACAAUAUAACCACCAACAGUACUGAAAAGCAAGUGUAUCUCUACAACACCACCAUUCAACAAGAUAAUGGUGCAACCGUCAAUGUCACACUUGAAUAUUUGACAAUGGAACAAACCUACAACUUUGCCAACCAAAACUUUACAGUACCCGCUCAAUCUGUCAAAUAUGCAGUCGGUAUAUCAAACUAUAAAUUUGCCAGUCAACUCAAUCACAUGGUAUUAUUAUUCAAUACUAGUAUUGGCAAGGAUGAAUGUGCAAGUAAAGAGGCUGGAUACCUCGACAGUGACAACAACCUAUUAUCAUGGGUACAAUUAAUAGUAGGUCAAAAUGUUUUAUAUGCAAGAUUCCAACAAAAUGCUAUGGUCGAUGAUAGAGUUGUUGCCAUUCAAAAUGCAAUUGUUCAAAAAAAUAACAGUGCUAGUACUGGUUCGUCCAAUAAUACUGCUCUAAUUGGUAUUAAUUUACCAAUAUUUUCAAGUUAUGCUAUUAUUGAUCCUGAUUUUUCAUUAUUGAUUACAGAUAAAAAAUCAAAUACUAAAUGUAUCAAUGGAGAGAUAGUAGAGACCAAUGAAGAGGAUAGUAGUAAUUGGAAGAUUAUUGUGAUUGCAGUUGUUUGUGGUGUAGUUGGUGCAACCAUCAUCACAAUCUCAUCCAUUUAUAUUAUUAAAAAGAAUAAGUGGAAGAUUAGAGAAUAUUCAAUUAAAUUAAAGAGAGCUGUCAAAUAA